This is a messenger RNA of Cladocopium goreaui, 1869 nucleotides long. Lineage: Eukaryota; Dinophyceae; Suessiales; Symbiodiniaceae. The record is from the annotation of a GenBank genome assembly.
AUGCUCGCCCUGGGAGCCCCGGGAGUAUGGCAGCACACUUCGUCGUUGCCGUCCUUGGCCGUGAAAAGACCUGCCAGCGCAAGAUUGGAUCCCCCAAGAUCACCUGGCGGGUGUGUCUUGUGUGCCGCCUUUCUUGGUCUCGUCCCAUUUGCUGAAGGUCUCCGCUGGCGCGGUGGUCAAAGAUCCGUCAGGCGAUCGUCAGUAAGGUCUGGUACCACUGGGCCCAAUGUGGCGCAACUACUGGCAGGGCUGGAUCACUCGGCAUUGGUGGACCUGACUCCUGAAGCUUCGGCACUUGAGCCCCGACGCUCACGUGCUGUCAAGGCUGGGCAUUACGUGCCCAUCUUGCCUGAGCCACUGCCUGACCCAGAACUGGUGGCCAUCUCCGAUUCCAUGUGCCGCGACCUUGGCGUUGACUCGGAGGCCAUGCGAUCUGAGGAGAUGCUGAAGAUGCUGGCAGGUGAGGUGGAGAACACCAAUUUGAAACCCUGGGCUACACCCUAUGGAACCUCAGUGAAUGGAUGUUUUUCAGCCGAUUCGCCCUUUGGUCCUUGGGGCUAUGGAGAUGGACGUGCCAUUUCUUUGGGCGUUUUCAAGUUGAAGGAGCCAUGGGAGUUGCAGCUGAAGGGCGCCGGACGUACCCCGUUCUCUCGGAACUUUGAUGGCCGCGCCGUGCUACGCUCCUGCGUCCGCGAAUUCUUGGCGAGCGAGGCCAUGCACCAUCUAGGAGUUCCAACCGCCCGAGCUUUGUCGGUGGUUACCUCCAGCGAACGUGUGACACGACCAUGGUACAUGCAUCCUUCCCAAGAAAUGUCGCGCGAAAGGUUCAGUCCUCCCAGGUGCGACCAGGAUGAAGCCGCUGCGGUCCUGUGUCGUUGUGCCAGAUCCUUUUGGAGAGUGGGUCAUGUGGAGCUCUUCGCACGGAGGUCCUCCUCGACAGAGCUGAUGGACUUUCUGUGGCACGUCUUUCGGAGAGAUUUUCCAGAGCUGGUGGCAGUGCAUCGGCGCUUAGAUGAUUUGAUCAUGGCGUUCUUUCAGGAAUUUGUACAACAGCAAGCUGAACUGGUCGCGGAGUGGCUGCGAGUGGGAUAUGUCCAUGGGAACAUGAAUUCUGACAAUUGCCUUUUGUGUGGCCAGACUUUGGACUAUGGCCCAUUUGCCUUUAUGGAAGGGUAUGAUCCCAGCUACCAGCCAUUUACUUCGGACAAGACUGGACACUAUGCCUUUGACCAACAACCUGCUGCGACGCUCGCGACAGUGCGAGUUCUAGCGGAGAACAUUGUCCACGCCCUUCCUGCGAAAGAACAGGGUGGCUGUGCCGAGCACUUGAAGAAGAUCACUGCAUCCUUUCAGGAAAGCUUCGACGCGGCCCACUGUGACCGCUGUCGUCGCAAGUUGGGCGUGAAGACUUGGGAUGCCAACGCCGCUGAGAUGUGGAGGCAGCUAUUGGAACUGAUGGCGCGCACGGACGCUGACUACACCAUCCUAUUUCGGUCCUUGGUAUGGUUGGAUGUGGACAAGGCUGACUUAAAAGAUUUGGAAAGGGCCUUUCCCAGCCUUCCCAGUGGCGAGCUGCACCUGGCCUGGACACAGUGGCUGCGUGGCUACUGCAACCAGCUGCAGCGCGAUGGUCUGACGGUGGAAGUACGAAGGGCCGAGAUGCGGGCCGCAUCACCAAAGUAUGUGCCGCGCAAUUGGAUGCUCUUUGAAAGCUAUGAUGCUGCCAGUCGUGGAAACUACCACGUGACUCGUGGAAUGCUGGAACUUUUUACCGCGCCCUAUGAUGAGCAGCCCGUGUUUGAGGAGGCCUAUUUUCGCAGGGCCCCGGACUGGGCGAAAUCCAAAGGCGGCAUUUACUUCAUGAGCUGA